Messenger RNA from Stegastes partitus (bicolor damselfish), 4768 nucleotides. RefSeq names its product WD repeat domain 19 (gene wdr19). Lineage: Eukaryota; Metazoa; Chordata; Actinopteri; Pomacentridae. The record is from RefSeq and is a predicted model, not a curated record. Gene Ontology annotation, molecular function: protein binding. The transcript has 36 exons. Gene Ontology annotation, biological process: intraciliary retrograde transport; cilium assembly. Gene Ontology annotation, cellular component: cilium; intraciliary transport particle A. The coding region runs from base 67 to 4101 and encodes 1344 amino acids.
GAGGAUGUUUUGAGAGAGAGAGAAAAAAAAAUCGAUUCAACGUUCAAGUAACCAAAUGCCCUCAAGAUGAAGAGUCUUUUCAUUCUUGCCGACACAGCAUGGGUGGGUUCUAACCUGCUCUACAAGUGGCAGAAAACUCUUGGCAACUACAUUGCUGUCGCAGGACAGGACAACUCAGUGAAAAUAUUUGAUCGACAUGGACACAAGUGGACUGAGCUCAGCCUUCCUGGGCGCUGUGUGGGGAUGGACUGGGAUAAGGAUGGGGACAUUCUAGCAGUGAUAGCUGCAAAAUCCAGUUCCAUCUACCUCUGGGAUGCCAGUGUCAAUAAAACAUCCCAGAUAGACAGUGGCAUGAGGGAUCAAAUGUCCUUCCUCUUGUGGUCAAAGACUGGCCCGCUGUUGGCAGUCGGGACAGCCAAAGGAAACCUGUUGAUCUACAAUCAGCAGACCUCUCGCAAGAUCCCUGUGCUGGGUAAACACACCAAGAAGAUCACCUGUGGGUGCUGGAGUACUCAGAAUCUCCUGGCUCUGGGAAGUGAUGACAACACACUGAGCAUCAGCAAUCACGAGGGGGACACCAUCAGACAGACAACUCUUCGUGGUGAGCCCGCUGAAAUUAAUUUUUCGGUCAUGAAGACUGAUGAAAGGUCUGCUCAAGGAGAGAGCACUGUGAGUGUGUCAGUAGGCAAGAAGAAUCUGGUGCUUUUCAAUGUCAACGACCCUGAAAACCGAAUAGAGCUGGCCUUCCAGCAGCGCUAUGGGAACAUUGUGUCCUACCGCUGGUACGGUGAUGGGUAUAUCCUCAUUGGCUUCUCACUUGGAUACUUUGUGGUUAUUUCCACACACAUCAGGGAGAUAGGGCAUGAGCUCUAUCAGGCUCACAACCACAAAGAUAGCCUCAACAGUGUGGCCAUCUCACCAGCACUAAACAAGGCUGCUUCAUGUGGGGACAACAGCAUAAAGAUCUGUGAGCUGUCUGAUCUCAAAGAUAUCAGCAAUGUGGUUCAGCUGGAUGAUGAGACUAAAGGUCUGGAUCAGCUGAGCUGGACAGAUGACGGCCAGCUGCUGGCUAUUUCCACACAGAAAGGGACACUCCAUGUCUUCCUGACCAAGCUGCCUAUCCUGGGUGACAGCUUUAGUACCAGGCUGGCCUACCUCACCUCCCUGCUGGAGGUCACCAUCUCCAACCAAGUGGAGGGGGAGAGUCCUGUGGCCAUAGAAGUAGAAGUAGAGCCCACGUUUAUUGCAGUGGGACCGUACCAUGUGGCUGUGGGGAUGAACAACAGAGCCUGGUUUUACGCCCUAGUAGACCAAGAACCUGGUUUUAAAAAGCUGAAGGACAUUGAGUAUUUGGGGACAAUAGCCAGCAUGUGCCUCAACGCAGACUACGCAGCAGCGCUGUUUGAGGGAAAAGUGCAGCUGCACAUAAUUGAAGACAAAGACCACGAGGAGAAGAAGCCGAUGAAGCUUUUUCCAGACGAUGACGGAAAAGGCCGGAUACUUUACCAUGCCCUCACCGCUGACUUUCUCUACUACAGCACUGAUUCAGGUAAUGUGGUCUGUGUCUUGGUGGAGGACUGGGAGACAGUGAGCAGCUACAAUCACUCAGUCGGAGUGAGGAAAGUGUUUCCUGACCUAAAUGGCACACGACUGGUGUUCAUUGAUGACAAGAAUGGCGGCUUCCUGCUCUCCCCAGCAAACGCAACAGUCUCCUGUGUCGAGCUCCCCAACUUCUCUCCUACCAUCACAGGGAUACUGUGGGACAACUGGCAUGCGGACAGAGGAGUGUUUGUAGCUUAUGACGAUGACAAGGUCUACACCUAUGCCUUACAUAAAACAACCAUAUAUGGCCCACAGGUGGUGUUGGUGGGAAGCACUGCACUUCCCUUUUCCCAGAAACCUUUGCUCUUGUACAACGGUGAGCUGACUUGUCAGACGGCAAGCGGGAAGACCAGCGAGGUGUCUUUGAGCACACACUCGUUCCUCAAGCGCUCAAGUGGCACAGAUUCAGUGCCAGAGCUCAGCAAGCAGCUCGCCCAGGCUAUUAUGCUCAAAAGGUUCCAUGAGGCCUGGGAUCUGUGCAAGUCUGCAGGCAGUAAAGCCGACUGGGCAGAGUUAGGCAAAGCCUGUCUGGUCCACAUGGAGGUUGAGUUGGCCAUCCAGGUCUACCGCAUGAGUGGCAAUGUGGGCAUGGUCCUGUCACUGCAAGAUAUCCAGGGUAUAGAGGACAAGAGUUUACUGGCAGGACAUUUGGCUAUGUUUCUGGGUGACUACAACCUGGCUCAAGACCUUUAUCUGUCCUCGUGCUCCCCUAUCGCUGCCCUGGAGAUGAGAAGAGACCUGUUGCACUGGGACAGCGCUCUUAUGUUGGCCAAGAGACUCGCAGAAGACCAGAUUCCCUUUAUAUCCAAAGAGUAUGCUGUCCAUCUAGAGUUUAUUGGAGAUUAUGUAAAUGCACUGGCACACUAUGAAAAAGGAAUGACGCAAAAUAAUAAAGACCAUGACGAGGCGUGCCAGGCAGGUGUAGCCAGGAUGUCCAUCAGGAUGGGUGACAUCAGGAGAGGAGCAGCUCAGGCUAUUCAGCACCCAAGCAGAGUCCUCAAGAAGGAAUGUGGAGCCAUACUGGAGAGCAUGAAGCAAUUCUCUGAAGCCGCUCAGCUCUAUGAAAAAGGUCAAUAUUACGACAAAGCUGCAUCCGUCUACAUUCGCUGCAAGAAUUGGGCGAAGGUGGGAGAGUUGCUCCCAAAUGUCUCCUCUCCCAAGAUUCACCUCCAGUAUGCAAAGGCCAAGGAGGCAGACGGCAAGUAUAAGGACGCAGCACGUGCCUAUGAAAGUGCGAAAGACUGGGACAACGUGAUCCGUGUGCUGCUGGACCACUUGAACAAUCCCGAGGAUGCUGUUCGUGUCGUUAGGGAGACACAGAGCAUCGAUGGAGCAAAGAUGGUUGCCAGGUUCUUCCUGCGGUUGAAUGACUAUGGCUCAGCCAUCCACUUCCUGGUUCUGUCUCAGUGCAAUGAUGAAGCUUUCCAGCUGGCGCAGCAGCAUGGACAGAUGGAGGUCUAUGCAGACAUCAUCGGCUCUGAUGCGACACAGGAGGACUACCAGAGCAUUGCUCUCUACUUUGAGGGAGAGAAAAAACACCUGCAGGCUGGCAAGUUCUUUCAGAAGUGUGGGCAGUACAGCAGAGCCCUGAAGCACUUCCUGAAGUGUCCCAACAACGAAGACAAUAUGGCAAUUGAGAUGGCUAUUGAGACGGUGGGCCAGGCCAAGGAUGCCUCUUUGACCAAUCAGCUGAUAGAUUACUUGAUGGGGGAAAGUGACGGUAUGCCGAAGGAUGCAAAGUACCUGUUCCGUCUGUAUAUGGCUCUGCAGCAGUACAGGGAAGCUGCUCGCACUGCCAUCAUCAUCGCCAGAGAGGAGCAGUGUGCAGGUAACUACCGUAACGCCCAUGAUGUGCUGUUCAGCAUGUACACAGAGCUGCAGGCUCAGAAGAUUAAGAUCCCUGCUGAGAUGGCCACCAAUCUGAUGAUCCUCCACUCCUAUCUGCUGGUCAAGAUCCAUGUAAAGAGAGGAGACCACCUGAAAGGAGCGCGCUUGCUCAUUCGUGUCAGCAACACCAUCAGCAAGUUUCCUGCACAUGUUGUUCCCAUUCUGACGUCAGCAGUAAUCGAAUGUCACCGUGCUGGACUCAAGAACUCUGCCUUCAGCUUCGCUGCCAUGUUGAUGAGACCAGAGUACCGAAAUGAUAUCGACACAAAGUACAGGAAGAAGAUUGAGGCUAUGGUUCGACGUCCUGACACAUCAGAGCUGGAGGAGGAGACUACUCCAUGUCCCUUCUGUGGCUUCCAGCUGCCACAGAAUGAACUGCUGUGUAUUUCCUGCAAGAACAACAUUCCUUACUGCAUCGCCACGGGUCGUCAUAUGCUGAAAGAAGACUGGUCCAUCUGUCCUCAUUGUGAAUUCCCUGCUCUCUUCUCACAGUUUAUUCUGCUGCUGGAAACUGAGACAACAUGUCCCAUGUGCUCUGAGAGUCUGAGCGCCACACAGGUGAAGAAGAUCUCUGAUUGUUCGAAAUACCUGCAGACUGAUGAACUGGAUUAAUGAAGAAAAACAAUAAAAUAAACUAAACACCAACCAUGAGACCAAAUGUAAAGUAAAAAUGUAUAUUUUGCUUAAAUUGUAUAUUUAAGACUGUUUGUCACAGUGGGAAUCGUUUUUCUACGCUUCUUUUGUUUUUAACUAAAAGUUUGCAUUUCCUGGUGGAACUUCUGCACAGAAGUGUUAGGAAACCACAGGAGUUCGUUUUCUUUCUAACUGCAAUCGUACAAACUUGUGCCUGAGCAGGCACAGCUGCUCCGCCUGGUGCUGUGGUCACAGCCAGCAGCAGUUAUCUCUUUCGUUGCACGGCUCAGCUUUGGAUGAGAGGAAAUGCAAGCAUUGCAAACGAAUGCAAAAAUAGCAGAGAAAAAGAAUUUCCCACCACACCUCUUAGAGGGUUGUGAAUUUUUACAAUAUUCUGUAUUCAUAUUUGCAAAAACUUUUUGAGGGUGAUUUUACGAUUUUAAAUUUGAGUAAAACAUUGUAAAUGAAGGGGCUAAAGAUGCUUCAAACAAAUGUUUCUGUACGAAUGAGAAUAUUUGAAUUUCUGUCAGUACUAUGACAGUUACUAUCAUUAAUGGAGUAAUCCUAUUUUCUCAAAUAUAUAUGUCAAAAUAGCAAAAGGUGGCAAAUUGCUCUUGUUUUGUGAAAUAAACUGUUCAAAACCCAA